AUGGCGACAAUCCGAUCGAUGAAUUGGCUCGCGUCGCUUUUGACACUGUUGUCGCUUCGAUGCGCUUGGGAUGGGCUUGUCGAGGCGCAGAGUCAGGACGACUCGGAUCAGAGUUUCACUAUCAUAAACGGCCAGAUCUUCACGCCCGGGUUGGCUAUUGUUGAUGCGCCGCAGCCGGGGACGCCAGAGGGUGGUGAUUCUCUCCAGGUUGCAAUCGACGUGUCGGGAUCAGGUCGUUUGACGUUUCCGUACCCGCGAAACUUCGAUUCGGGGAUCCACAACAUCACGAUCUUCCUGUUCAGUUACGAUACCGGGUUGAACCUGACAAUCUCAAACGGCACGAGUGUGGGCUGGAACAAUGCCAGCACGGUCGAGCCGGAGGAGUUUGACUGUGGACGAGUGACGAAACGAGGCUGGGCGAAUGCGGGAUGCGAGCCCAUCAUGAGCCAGGAACCGAGCAGUACCGUGAAGCACGUCAAUUGGGCGUGGCCGGAUUGUUUGGUCGGGAAUGGAGAUGGAGGCGCGUUCAGAGGAGUUUACAACAUUUCGAUUCAUGAGUCAUUUCGUGCAAACGACACUGACUUUUACACAAUCUUCAACUUACCCAUCGAUGUUAAGAACAGUAUAUCGGCAGAAUCCCAACUGAGUGGGAGUGGUGGCCGGCCCAUGUGUAGUCUGAGAGGGAAUGUCAUUCAGGGCCAAGGACUACAGGAUGUGAGUAUCAGUCCGCCGGCGAACCAGCCUUUCCUGGGAGGCACCGUAAGUAGCGGAAGCGGGAGUGGUGCUGGAACCGGUAGCAAUGAUGGCAAGGACAAUGGAGCACAGGAUAGGAGAGUGGGAAGUCUCUGGCUGCUGGCCGUGGUCGGACUUGGAACUUGGAUGUUCGUCUAA
Messenger RNA from Exophiala spinifera, 891 nucleotides. RefSeq lists its product as uncharacterized. The coding region runs from base 1 to 891 and encodes 296 amino acids. The transcript is spliced from 3 exons. NCBI's taxonomy places the organism in Eukaryota, Fungi, Ascomycota, Eurotiomycetes, Chaetothyriales, Herpotrichiellaceae. The record is from RefSeq and is a predicted model, not a curated record.